Messenger RNA from Malassezia vespertilionis, 1173 nucleotides. RefSeq lists its product as uncharacterized. Lineage: Eukaryota; Fungi; Basidiomycota; Malasseziomycetes; Malasseziales; Malasseziaceae. Bases 1 to 1173 code for a protein of 390 amino acids. The transcript has a single exon. The record is from RefSeq and is a predicted model, not a curated record.
AUGUCGUUUCUCUACCCAGGACAACACUUUGUCGUGCAAGCAGCGCCAAUGCACCCAGCACGCGCCUUCCAAUGCGGAGGCGCCGAUGCACUUAUCGCGCCACAGCAGCUGCUCGCGAUGCAGCUUGCUGCGUACGAAGCCGAGAUGCAGGAGCAACGCGCUGCGUAUCGCCAGGAAGCAUUUCGUCGCAAACAAAAACGCGAGCUGGAAGAGUUUGUCAAGUACCUCGUCGUCCAAGAAGCACUGGAGGAGCAGCGACGCGAAAAUGAGCGCCGUGCUGCACUCGCCGCGGAGCGUAAGCGUCAGGCAGUAGCCCACCAUCUUGCGGCGCAGCGCAAAUGGAAGGAACAGCAGCUGGAGGAACAGGCUGCGCACCGUGCGCUGCAACACGAGCCGGUGGUGAGAAUUGGAAACUUGCUAUUUGCCGUAUCGGAUAUUUGCAACCCAGACGACAGUGCAUGCGUGGAUGCGCGUCGUUGUGCAGAGCGCUCUUCCAUUGGUAGCGAUGAGCCGCAGUCCAAGGCGGACAUGCUUGUAUUGGCAGCGGUCGAUGCGCCUGUUGCACGCGCGGAAAGCAGCGUGGGCAUGACGCAGGACGCGACUAAAGACACGUCCAUGCCUGAAAACAAGCCCCCGACUAAAGACACGCCCGCGCCCGACAACACGCGCACAUCAGAAGAUACACUCUCGACCAAAGAUACACCCACGACCAAAGAUGCGCCCGCGCCUGAAGACACGCCAACGACAAAAGACACGUCUGCGCCUGCUGCUGCCAAGCCCGAGACGCCGGCCGAGGCUAAGCUACUAUUCUCGCGCAAUUUCCCUUGCCUCGACACGCGGUACGGUCAAGAUGUGCGCAAACAAGCGCGAGCGGACAAGAUUUCCGUUGAAGCAAGCCCCCAGCACAAUGGAAGCAUUAAGAUUGCUGGUCUGUGGAGCACCUCUCCCACAAAGCGUCCUGCUUCGCCACCUUCGCCGCAUGUGAGCGACGUGGAUGAAAAUGGCGAGGAAGUGGACACGGUAUCGCCGUUUGUUUACCAAGCGCCUUCUACGCCCACAAAGGUUGCAUUUGACGACUCGGACACAAUUCCCCUUCCUCCUUUAGACCAGCUCGACCACAUUCGUGCAGAGCUUACAGAUCAGGGGUUCCGCCUUUGGCUCGACCCAAAGUAG